This is a messenger RNA of Eremothecium cymbalariae DBVPG#7215, 1890 nucleotides long. RefSeq names its product zinc-coordinating transcription factor SFP1 (gene SFP1). Gene Ontology annotation, cellular component: nucleus. NCBI's taxonomy places the organism in Eukaryota, Fungi, Ascomycota, Saccharomycetes, Saccharomycetales, Saccharomycetaceae. The record is from RefSeq and is a predicted model, not a curated record. Bases 1 to 1890 code for a protein of 629 amino acids. The transcript has a single exon.
AUGGAGGUUACUACAGCUACGUCUGCUACGCCGAGCAUUUAUAUUAGUGAAGCGCAACAGGGCCUACAACCCAAUGGCGGUCAUCAGCCCCACCAAUCGCAGCACCAUCUAAACACUCAGCAACAUCAGCAUCAGAUGGCCAAAUUCCGCCGAGAAUCUAUUGCGCACUCCCAGGGAAUGGGUGGAGUGUCUUGGGGGUCCUUGACAGUCGGUUCCUGGCUGAAGGAGGAGGUUAUGAUUCACGCCCACAUGAAGGAUACAUUCAACAAUAACAUUGCCUCUAAUAAUAUGGCAUCUUUCGCUUCUCCUCCGUCGUCUUCAGGGUCUUACUUACCGAACCUGGAAAAAAAAUACUGCAAGGACUACAGCUGCUGUGGGCAGCUGCUGCCAAGCUUGCAUGAUCUUCUGCGGCAUUACGAGGAGGCUCACAUUGCGACAUCCCCAGGGCAUCAUGUCUCAAUCGCUGGUGGCAGUGGUAAUUUGACGGGGAAUAUGGGGGCGGCUGCUACUCAGAACCCUUCUGUUAAUACUAGGAAGAUGGGGGUUCUUGCGCAUCAGCAGCCACAACACCCCCACCAGCAGCAGCAUCCACAUGGCUCCUCUUCUGGUCAUCAACAAACUUCUGUUCAGCAGGCGCAUCAACUCCAACACUCACAUGUACAAGCACAUCACUAUACUCAGCCACACUAUAAUAACGGUAACGUCCAUUCAUCUCCGCUGCUGCAACAGCAGAUGCAACUACCGAAUCACCAUCACCAAGCAUUAGCUCCCGCUGGUGGGCCAAUGCAGGCCCAAGCUAGUAUGCCGUCCUCUCAGCAACAGCUGCAUCUUAAUGGUAAUCUAGUGGACGCAGUUUGUACAAAUGAUGUGUUUUUGCAGACAAACAAUGUAGCAACUAAUGCACCUUCUAUAACGCAUAUACCUGACCCCAGCAGUGGGUUGGGUGCUCAACCAGGCUCAAAACUUGGCAUGGUUUCCGGUGAGCGUAGUAACAGUAGUAACACACAACAGCCUAAAGGUGGUCGCAGGCAGCUUCAGCAGCACCAGCAACAAGCGCAACAAAUGAACUUUAACACGUAUUCUCUCCAGAUGAAUACUUCCAAACAUAAUUCUGGUAUGAGUAAUCUACAACAGCAAAACCAAUCCAGACUAGUACAGAAACGUUCUGCAACGAACUCCGUAACAGGAGGUGUGGAUUUGGAUUUCAUGGACCAGGAUAUGAUCGAUGCAUUUAACCCAGAAAAUUCGUCUGCAAUGGUCGGGAUUCAAAAUCUGGGAUCUAUGGUGGAUAGAACCUCUGUGGUUGGGGGUAGUACAAUACUAAAUCAACAGUCAGGCCCCGUCGUAGCGGGCAUAACAAAGAAAAAACAAUGCCGGUCAAUUAAUGGUAGCAGCGAGGCUAGCGGGGUUGCUGGUUCCCUCUCCAACAAAAGGACCCAUGGUGGUCCUCUUACAGCAGGUAAUUCUCGUCACGCGAUCAGCAGCGACGACGAAGAUGAUGAUGAUGACGAUGAUGAUCAGGAUGAUGAUCAGGAUGAUGAUGAACAUGUUGGUAAGUCCAAAAAACAAGGCUAUAUCGAUGACCCCGCUAGACGACUAUAUGUUAUGGACCACGAGGAACACAAGCCUUUCAAGUGCCCUGUUAUCGGUUGUGAUAAAACAUAUAAGAAUCAGAACGGCUUGAAGUACCACAAGACACAUGGUCACCAGAACCAAAAGUUGCAUGAAAACCCUGAUGGUACGUUUAGUAUUAUCGACCCGGAAUCCAACGAACCUUAUCCCGAUGGUAUGGGCUUUGAAAAAGAUAAACCAUACAGAUGUGAGGUUUGUGGGAAACGGUACAAGAACUUGAAUGGGCUUAAAUAUCAUAGAGGCCACUCCACCCACUAA